This is a messenger RNA of Sphenostylis stenocarpa, 528 nucleotides long. Lineage: Eukaryota; Viridiplantae; Streptophyta; Magnoliopsida; Fabales; Fabaceae. The record is from the annotation of a GenBank genome assembly.
AUGAGUAGAUUGUCUUUCAGGCCUCGACCACUUGACAUUCACAAGAAGCUACCCAUUGUCAAGUCCAUCAAGGACUUUGAAGACGAUGAGGCACCUGCUUCUACCCGGAAUUCCCAAUUGCUACGUGCUGUUCCUGAGGUUGAACAUGAGGUACAUCAUCAAACUCCCAGCAAGAAAUUGGCUGCGGAAAUACCUACUCCUCAGUUUGUUAUUGUGGAUACAUAUGAAAGGGACUAUUCUUGCACUUUUGCUCAACCAACUUCCUAUUUGCGGGCAAGAGGAGCUCGUGCGGAGAUUGGAGAGUUUGUUGAGUAUGACUUAGAUAAUGAAGAUGAGGAUUGGCUUUUCGAGUUUAAUGAAGAGAGGAAGAUUUUGGCACCUGAAAUGUUUGAGAAUCUUCUUUUCAAGUUGGAGGUAUUGGAUCAUAAAGCUCGUGAAAGAGCUGGACUUAUAACACCUACCCUUGGUUCACCAAUUCCUGUGCAACUACGGCUUGAUACUGCGAUUGAGGUCAAUUUUUUUUUUUGA